AUGGCGCGAGGCAGUGCAGCGGCUGAAGAGGCCUCAGACUUCGAGAAGCAGCGACUCGCCAACAUCGCUGAGCGAGAUGCACUUCUCAGGAAGCUCACCUCCGAGGCACAGGCGCAAGGUCAAUUCCUGCCUCCAGCAGCACUCAAUGGCACUCAGAAGAAACGACCGGCAAAGCCAAAAGGACCACCGGCGAAAAGAAUCAAGAAAGAGGAUAUCCAGCCUCGCAGAGUCAGCUCGCGCCUGAAAGGCAUCGAAGCGGACAGCGAGGUUGCUCGGCAGAAAGAAGAGAAAGAGUAUGAGGAGCGGAAAGUCGAAGAGCAGAAGAGGCGUGAACGAAAGGUCGACGAUGUGUGGUUCGACGGCAGCCUGCUGAUUGGUACGGAUACCUUGCUCGAGGGGGUCGCAAAACCCGGCGAGCGCACCUUUGAUAGCGAUGAUGUCAAGGAGACCACAGACAAGGAUGUGAAAGCCCUCAGGGAGAAGAUGAGUGGGUUGAAGCUCUGGGGCGAAUGGGAUCCUGGCAGGAUCAAGCUUGUGCCGGAAAGAAUAUACAGCAUGUCGUUCAAUCCAACAGCAGACAAGCCUGUGGUUUUCGCUGGCGACAAGCUGGGUAACCUGGGAAUCAUUGACGCAAGUCAGAGCAACGGCGAUGUGAAGAAGGAAGACGACGAGGACGAGGACGAUGACGACCCAGAUCCAGUCAUCAGCCAGAUAAAGCCGCAUACGAGGACAAUCUCAGCCAUGCACACACAUCCGAGCAAGCCCGGGACGUUGUUCACUGCCAGUUACGACAGCUCAAUACGUGGCUUGGAUCUUCAGAAGGGUGUUGCAGUCGAGAUAUAUGGACCUGAAGCGAAGGACGAGGACGAUCCGAUCUCGGGUAUCGACAUGGCCAUCGCAGAUCCGAACGUGGUGUAUUUCACGACUUUGAACGGCGGCUUUGGGCAGUACGACACUCGAACUAAGGCUAACGACGCGACGACAUAUCAGCUCUCCGAGAAGAAGAUCGGCGGCUUUUCGUUGCAUCCACUUGCACCUCACUACUUGGCCACAGCGUCAUUGGACCGCACAAUGAAACUCUGGGAUUUGAGGAAGAUCACGAAGAAGCUACCGACGUUAGUUGGGGAACACGAGAGCAGGCUGAGUGUAUCUCAUGCAGCAUUCAAUUCAGCCGGACAGGUCGCAACAAGCAGCUAUGACGAUACUCUGAAGAUAUACUCAUUUGGUCUUGGCCAGCACACGAAGAAGGGCACUGAUGCCCUUGAGAGCAUGAAGACUUGGAAAGCAGGUCACCAGCUGGACGAGGAUGUAAUGAAGCCGGAGGUAGUGGUACGACACAACAAUCAGACCGGUCGAUGGGUGACCAUCCUGCGACCACAGUGGCAGCGGCGGCCUCAAGAUGGACAUCAGAAGUUUGUUAUUGGAAACAUGAAUCGAUUUGUCGAUGUGUAUGCGGCUGAUGGGACGCAACUUGCUCAGCUAGGCGACGACUUGGGCGAGAAUCGUAUCAGUGCUGUGCCGGCAGUCAGCGUACUACAUGAGACGCAGGACUGGGUUGCCGCCGGGACAGCUAGUGGGAAAUUGUGCCUUUGGAUGUAG
This is a messenger RNA of Cyphellophora attinorum, 1599 nucleotides long. RefSeq names its product DNA damage-binding protein cmr1. Gene Ontology annotation, cellular component: nucleus. The record is from RefSeq and is a predicted model, not a curated record. NCBI's taxonomy places the organism in Eukaryota, Fungi, Ascomycota, Eurotiomycetes, Chaetothyriales, Cyphellophoraceae. Gene Ontology annotation, molecular function: DNA binding; protein binding. The transcript has a single exon. Gene Ontology annotation, biological process: regulation of DNA damage checkpoint. The coding region runs from base 1 to 1599 and encodes 532 amino acids.